AUGGACGUUUCUGCCGCGUCCUCGACUUCAACAUUAUUCGCGCUCGACUUUGACGGCGUCGUCUGCGACUCGGUCGGGGAAUCCUCGCUAUCCGCGUGGAAACACGGCGUUGAAUUGUGGCCGGAGUUGUUCGAGUGCGAACGAGCGAAUGAGAAAAAGGAUGAAGUUUUAGAUAAACUGCGAGCGGUACGACCAGUCGUGGAAACGGGAUACGAGAACACGAUUUUAGCGAGAGCGCUUCUGGAAAAUCUCGACGGGUACGACGUGGAAUCUAUCUUGAAAGACUGGCCUAUAUUGAGCGAAACGCUGAUGCAAAAAUGGCAGUUAGAUCGGAAAACGAUGGUGUUGGAGUUUGGUAAAAUACGAGACGAUUGGAUCCGUACGGAUUUUAAAUCUUGGUUGCAACCGAACGCGCUGUACGAAGACGUACCGGAAGCGUUGAGAUUUUGCACGGAGAGAAGAGACGCAAAAGUAACGAUUGUGACGACGAAACAAGCUCGGUUCGCGGACGCUAUUUUGGUCGAUAUGGGUGGAGUGAAGAUUCCCGAGGAGGAUUUGAUUAGCACGACGGUGAGCGGAGAACCGAAAGCGGACGUGUUGGUGCGGUUGGAGGAAACGUUUAACAAGGACGGCGCGUCGAGGAUGAUUUUCGUGGAAGAUAAGUUAUCGACUCUCAUUAAAGUCGCAAACGAUAAACGAUUAAGCAAAUGGGACUUGUUUUUCGUGGAUUGGGGGUAUAACACCGAAGACGAGCGACAAGUGGCGAAACACGAUUACAGGAUGAAGCUGAUUGGUAAAGAGGAGUUUUGCGGCUUGCUGCGAGAAGGAUAG
Molecule: messenger RNA, 831 nt
Organism: Bathycoccus prasinos
Lineage: Eukaryota; Viridiplantae; Chlorophyta; Mamiellophyceae; Mamiellales; Bathycoccaceae
Exons: 1
Coding region: 1-831 (276 amino acids)
Source: RefSeq, a predicted model, not a curated record